CUGGUGUUUCACAACGAGGCUUCAGCUUAAUGAAGAGGCGAUUGACAAAACUUGCACGGGGUCUCAACAGGCUAAUUCUUUUAACAUAUACAUACAUCAUUAUUUCUUUUAGGUGAUCUUUUAUGUGGGAUCACAUUGAUUAACAGUUAAGCAUGACAUUGCCAAAGAAGAAACUGGGAAAUGGACUAAAAAUGAUAGCCAGUGUUUCCUUUGUGGAAAAUGGAUCUAAGACCAUCUGUGAUAUAUGGCUGAUAGACUCCUAUUAUAGAGUGGUUUCAGCAGAAGACUUAUACUGCCAACUGCAGAGCUGCCAGCAUGAAAACUCCCUCUUUAACCCAUACAAUCAAAAUAUCUGUGAUCAGGAAAAUAUAGAAAAUGUUCAAGAAGGAUCAAAUAGUCUGUCACAUUUAACAUUGCAAAACUGUUAUGACGAUGAGGACGAGGACCAAACUUGUGUUUCCAGCAACCGAAUGAAUACUGCUACAUUACCUCAAUUGCACAACAGGAUAUUGUCUCGAGUAAAAAACACACCGUCCAUUAGUGAAUUUUAUGACAUGUCUGUAAAUGCCAUAGUAGCAGCAUGUUUGAUACAGACAUUAAAAUUGUCUUCAGUCUUUUGUUCUGGGUUUAUAAGAUAUACAAGAAGAAAGAUUCUAAGAUUAGAAAAGUUAAGAAAAACAAAGAAUGACUGUUUGAUCUUGGAAAUGCAGUUGCAGUGGCCAGAAAAAAUUCCUAUAGACUUUGCAUGGUGCUAUAGAGUAACAGACAUGGUGGUUCAAAGGUUAAUUUUAGAUGAAGCUAUGGCGUGGCUAUCUACACUUGGUGGAGCAUAUUCUGCACUUGGAGAAUACUUUCAGUUUCAUGCACAGCAAGCUGGAAAUGUAUCCAUGAAGCAGUUAAAAGUAGCCUUGAAAGUUGGAGAUCCAAUUUCUAUAGCUAAAUGUAAAGUUUUCUAUGCACAGAGUUUAGUCCAGCAAGGACAUUGGAAAUUGGCCAAGAAAAUUAUAAGGGUUCAGUACCAGUUUGCAAUCACCAUGGGUAGAAGAGAUAAAAUACUAGUCUCCAUGUGCCAUGCAUUAUGGGGAAAGUUGCAAUAUCUAAAAAGACAAAGGAAAAGCACAAAUAGUCAAAUUGAUCCUGAAAGAUAAUUAAAAAUAAAACCUUUUUUUGUCAUUUUUCUGUAGUUAUUUUCAGACAUUUCACAUGAACUGAAGCUGCUUAUGGGACAUUAAAAAUCUUGAUUAGUGCUCAAGCAUCUUUUAAUACCAACUGAUUUAAAAGAAAGUUCCAAUUAAGGAAUCUAAAUCAUGUGUUCUAGUACUAUACCCCAGUACAUGCACCCUUCAGUGGGCUACAUGCAGAGAUAUAUUGAAAGGUAAAGUGCAGCAGUUAUCUACAGUUAAUAGAUCUUAAUACUGUUUUAAAUAUUGCACUGAAUUCACGAAGAAAAAUUGUUUUUAAAAAUGCAUUAA
Lingula anatina is the source of this 1472-nucleotide messenger RNA. RefSeq lists its product as uncharacterized. NCBI's taxonomy places the organism in Eukaryota, Metazoa, Brachiopoda, Lingulata, Lingulida, Lingulidae. The record is from RefSeq and is a predicted model, not a curated record.